Molecule: messenger RNA, 2318 nt
Organism: Salarias fasciatus (jewelled blenny)
Lineage: Eukaryota; Metazoa; Chordata; Actinopteri; Blenniiformes; Blenniidae
Product: AP-1 complex subunit sigma-2
Exons: 7
Coding region: 89-598 (169 amino acids)
Biological process (GO): intracellular protein transport; vesicle-mediated transport
Cellular component (GO): membrane coat; AP-1 adaptor complex
Molecular function (GO): clathrin-cargo adaptor activity
Source: RefSeq, a predicted model, not a curated record
AAUCAGGAGCUUGGUGUGUUUCGCCGUGUUUCAGAGUGGCGUCGGGCAGCUCGGUGCUUCAGAGGGGAAUACAGUGUUAAUAAUAAAGAUGCAGUUCAUGCUUCUAUUCAGCCGGCAAGGCAAGCUCAGGCUCCAGAAGUGGUACGUGCCUUUGUCUGAUAAGGAGAAAAAGAAGAUCACCAGAGAGUUGGUCCAGACAGUGUUGGCUCGCAAGCCCAAAAUGUGCAGCUUCCUGGAGUGGAGAGACCUCAAGAUUGUGUAUAAGAGAUACGCAAGUCUGUACUUCUGCUGCGCCAUCGAGGACCAGGACAACGAGCUGAUCACGCUGGAGAUCAUCCACAGAUACGUGGAGCUGCUGGAUAAAUACUUUGGCAGUGUUUGUGAGCUGGACAUCAUUUUCAACUUCGAGAAGGCCUAUUUCAUCCUGGACGAGUUCUUGCUGGGCGGCGAAGCUCAGGAGACGUCCAAAAAGAACGUGCUGAAGGCGAUAGAGCAGGCUGACCUGCUGCAGGAGAAUAUAGACUAUCAGAUGCGCCUGUUUGCAGGUGUGAUGGUCCCAAAUAUGGCCUCUGAGUCUUCUGGUCUUUUCCAGAAUUAGGCCUCCUAAGCCCCGUCAUGAGUACUUUAAUGUGCCUGUGUACUGAUUGGGCCGCCAUGGCUGCCGCUGCGCCUGCCGCUGCCGCCGCUGCGCCUGCCGCUGCCGCUGCUAUCCACCCUGCAUGCUGAGCUCCUCAGUGCCUGGCACCUUUCUUUCUGCCCUCUGAGCACCUGCCAUUCUCUUCCAUCUGGUUUGGGAGUGUUGCAAUAUUCUCAUUUUAAAUUCAGCUCCCGUAUGUGACAGUCACGAUGCGUUAUUAUCACAGUGUUAAUGGAAAAUUAAAAAAAACAAAACAAAAAGGACAAAGAAAGAUAAAUAUUUAAGAGGAAUUUGGUAUUUUGGUGGUCCUGUGAACGAGGGAGGAAAAUGCCAGGAUUUACAUCAAAAAUGUGAUUAUGGCGCCACUGCGUGUGUCAAGUGUCUGUCAUUGAUCCUGUUUGUGUCAUUUCACCACCAGCACUGUAAACGGCAGGGCGUCUGCAUCCUGUGUCAUCAUGAGCCAAACAUCCGCUGAUUGAUCAAAUACGACCGCCAUUAUAUUAUUCACUUCUUUACAGUCGUUCCAGAGCUUUUAAACUAUCCCUAAAUGACUCAAGUUUGAUGACAUUUCUUUAAGAUUUGAUGUUCAAACAUACUUCAGAUCAGUUCAGUGUUUGAUCAGGAUGACACUUUUUUUAAACUCUGGUUUAAAUCACAGAUGUCCGUGAAAUAUGACAGAUUGUCAUUAUUAUUAUUAUUAUUUUUAUUGUGAGUGUUUUUGUGUGUGUAAUCCCUUCUUCCUCUCUGUCUGAUCUGUACCACUGCCUCUGAGGGCGUGGGGAAAGUGUGCCCCCUGUUGCAGAUGUUGUGGUACAGGCGCACAAGUGUGUGUGUCUGCGUUUAAAGACUUCAGACGUACAACGUGGAGUAUUUUUGCUUCUAAUAGUUUUACCUUCAGGACAAAAGUGGCGUCACUUUAGAUGUUGUGUACUCUCCCUUUUUAAACACUAAAGAUAAAUAAUUGAGGAAAUGACUUAAUAAGAAUAUAUAUAUUUGUAUGAAGUCCAGUGCUACAGAUUCAGCAGAAUUGUUUGACUCACACACUUGUGUUAUUUCCACUUCCUUUGAGUUUCUUCAUGUACAUUUCAUUAGUUUGGUUCACAGGUCAUGACUUCUGCCUGAAUUUACGUGGUAUCAGACGUGUUUAUUUAUCUGGUCUUUUGUUGCUUUGUCUUUUUUUGGCUUGUAUCUUCUAACUUACCCUCACAUGUAUUUGAUUGAUGUUUUUAACUACAAGAACCAGACCGAAGCUGUGUUUCAGCUGUAGUGGAAUGUUCGUCAACACAGUAGCUUUUAUAUCAAGCUGGUAUUUAGCUUUUAAAACUAAUUAUGGAUCAGGAAUAUGUAUUUUUAAGAUAACUACAGAGGAAACACUAAAGGUAAGUGGUGUUAGUGGGGAUUUGCUAAACCGAAAUGCACUUUGUUCCAUUUCACUUGAGCUCCUUUUGGUUUUCCAGUUCAAGGAGAAUGUAGCUUUCUGACAGCACUUGACUAAUAAUCAGCCUUAACUUAUCCUACCCAUCUUGAAAAACUGCACUCUGGAAAUGUUUGUAUCGCCUGUUACUGAUAAGAAACGACCAGUUAAUAGUUAGAUUUCGUUAACAGACCAUCCCUAUAAACCGAGUGUUUCUGUGAAAAGUACAGUAGGUGAUGAAUAAAAGGUUUUUGAUCUUGAUCAGUA